UUUCACACCUUCACUCAAUUCCUACUUCACCCAAACCAUAAACAUUCAUACUGCACCCGGAUCCCAGCAGAUUCCCAAAUCCAACCAGAUUCCACACAACAUCAUUACUACACAUUCACUCAUUCACACAGUAUUUUCCCAUAUCAUCCCAUUAUAUUAUACUAUUAUAUACUAUAUUAUAUAGUAUGGUAUGUAGUAUGGUAUAUGGUAGUAUAGUACAGUAAGUAGUAUAUAGUUAAGAAAAUAAUGUAAUGUGUGAAUUUAUGUGUAAUGUCGGAGUGGACUAGACAUAAUUCUAUAAGCCGUAGGUCGUAGGAUCGAAUCCCACUCCUGAAACACACAACCAACCUUAAAAUUAUUUAAUUAAUUAAUUUAUUUAUUAAUUUAUUUAAUUUAAUUAUUAAUUUAUUUGUGUUGUUUGAUGGAAUUAAUUAUUUUGUGAAAAUUUCUUUUAACCAGAUAAUAUUUUUAUUGAUAGAGAGUGAUAACUGUUAAUAAUUGAGAUUUAAGUUUGGAUUCUAACUCCCCACAGUUGUGUAGUGACUUGAAUUACUUUUAUCUUAUUUAUCUUUUAUUGUUAUUUUGAGUAUUGGACGAUUUUUAAUAUUAAAUUAUUUCACCUUAUCGUAAUAUUUUUUUCCUCUACUUCUGACCUUCAUUAUGAGUAAAUUAUCUUCGGAUCGAUUGAAUGACGCCGUUACGGCUGUUUUGGAAGGCUCAAAAACCAAGAAACGAAACUUCACCGAAACCGUCGAAUUACAAAUCUCUCUGAAGGACUAUGACACACAGCGUGAUAAGCGUUUUAGUGGCACUGUCGUAUUACAAAAUGCGCCGAAAAAGAACAUGAAAGUUUGUGUCUUUGGGGACGCUGUGCACUGUGACGAGGCUAAAGCGCUGGGCGUGGACUUUAUUGACCUUGAGGGCCUAAAGAAAUUCAACAGGAAUAAAACUUUAGUAAAGAAAUUGGCGAAUAAGUACAGUGCGUUUCUGGCCUCACAGUCGUUGCUGCCUCAGAUCCCUCGUUUCCUGGGACCAGGCCUUAACAAGGCUGGCAAGUUCCCCACUCAGCUACUCCACACUGACAGGAUGGAGGAUAAGAUUAAUGAACUGAGGUCCAGUGUGAAGUUCCAGUUAAAGAAAGUGCUCUGCAUGGGAGUCGCCGUAGGGAACGUCGAAAUGUCACCUGAACAACUAAAAGCCAACAUUGUAUUAUCCGUAAACUACCUAGUUUCACUACUAAAGAAGAAUUGGAACAACGUUAAAGGACUCACCAUCAAAAGUACCAUGGGGAAACCACAACGCAUCUACGGUUAACCCCUUAACUUUGGUUAACUUGUUAACUUGUUAACCUUUUAACCUGUUAACCCUUAACUUUGGUUAACCUGUUAACUUUAACUUUGGUUAACUUUGGGUUUAAUGUUGUGUCUUAAAGUGUUGCUUGACUAUGUGAUUGAGUAGUUAGAACUUGUGUGAUUUGACUGGUGAAUAUUUAUUAUUUU
Theileria parva strain Muguga is the source of this 1499-nucleotide messenger RNA. RefSeq names its product 60S ribosomal protein L10a (gene rpl10a). NCBI's taxonomy places the organism in Eukaryota, Apicomplexa, Aconoidasida, Piroplasmida, Theileriidae. Gene Ontology annotation, cellular component: large ribosomal subunit. The transcript is spliced from 3 exons. Gene Ontology annotation, biological process: translation. The record is from RefSeq and is a predicted model, not a curated record. Gene Ontology annotation, molecular function: RNA binding; structural constituent of ribosome. The coding region runs from base 661 to 1314 and encodes 217 amino acids.